Aspergillus aculeatinus CBS 121060 is the source of this 1803-nucleotide messenger RNA. RefSeq names its product phosphoribomutase PRM15. Bases 1 to 1803 code for a protein of 600 amino acids. NCBI's taxonomy places the organism in Eukaryota, Fungi, Ascomycota, Eurotiomycetes, Eurotiales, Aspergillaceae. Gene Ontology annotation, molecular function: phosphopentomutase activity; magnesium ion binding. The transcript is spliced from 10 exons. The record is from RefSeq and is a predicted model, not a curated record. Gene Ontology annotation, biological process: carbohydrate metabolic process; purine ribonucleoside salvage.
AUGCCCACCAAUCCACAAGAGGAGGCCCUCACUCCACUGAUCCAAAGGUGGCUGGAGUGGGACCAGGAUCCAUCCACCCGUGCCGAAAUUGAACAGCUUCGGGACUCCGGGGACUGGGCUGAACUGGCCCUGCGCUUGCAAAAACGCAUCCAAUUCGGCACUGCGGGCUUGCGGGGACGGAUGGCAGCAGGUUUCUCUUGUAUGAACUCCCUGACCGUCAUUCAGGCCUCCCAAGGCUUAGCAAAGUACCUGAAAACCCGCCACGGCGACAUCGCAUCUUACGGUGUGGUCAUCGGCCACGAUGCGCGGUAUCACUCGGAUAAGUUCGCCGCAUUGGCUGCCAAUGCCUUCAUCGCACAGCAGAUCCCGGUCUGGUUCUAUUCGGAGUCCUCGGUUACUCCAACCGUCCCUUUCGGUGUAACCCAUCUGCACGCUGCUGCAGGCAUUAUGGUUACCGCAAGCCAUAAUCCAGCGCAGGACAAUGGCUACAAAGUCUAUUUCAAGAAUGGUGCCCAAAUUAAUAGUCCGAUGGACGUGGAGAUAGCCCAAUCCAUCGAAGAGAAUCAAGUCCCAUGGCCUACUGCCUGGGAUGAGCUGCAACCAAGCGAAUAUCUGCGCGACAAGAUUUACGAGAGUAUCCUGCCCCAUUACAACACGGCAGUUUGGCAGUACGCUACUUAUACCGUUCGGGAAUGGAAACAGCCGCAGCCGUUCGUCUACACGCCCUUGCACGGAGUAGGUGGCUUGGUGUUUCCUGGGUUGUGUCGUUCCGUCGGCAUAAGUGAUUUCACCGUCGUGCCAGAGCAAGCGGAGCCAAACCCAGACUUUCCCACAGUUGCCUUCCCAAAUCCGGAAGAGCCCGGUGCUCUAGACCUGGCUUUGCAACUUGCGGACAAGGAGGGGAGACCUCUGGUGAUUGCCCAUGAUCCAGACGCCGAUCGGUUUGCUGCGGCUGAGAAAGUGGACGGAUCAUGGUUUAUUUACACUGGAAAUCAUUUGGGUGUUCUCCUGGCGUCACACCUGUUUGACUCCUUAGAAACCAUAGACAGUGACACACGAGUUGCAGUCUUGAACUCCGCCGUUUCGUCUAGCAUGCUGGAGAAGAUGGCCAAAGCGAAGGGUAUGCACUAUGAGGAGUCUCUCACGGGCUUUAAGUGGAUGGGAAACACAGCCCGUAGACUCGAGGAGCUGGGCUACUAUGUUCCGUUUGCCUAUGAGGAGGCUCUUGGGUACAUGUUUCCCGAGGUGUCCUACGACAAGGAUGGCAUCUCCGCGGCGAUGGUGUUCCUCCUGGCCGAGGCAAAAUGGAAGGCCGAGGGCAUGACACCCUAUAUGAAAUUGCAACAGCUGUUCAAAGAGCAUGGACAUCACGAAACACUCAACACUUACUUCCGGUCCCCAAGCCCUGAGGUUACAGCGAGCUUGUUCGAUGCAAUCAGAGCCGGUCCCUUCCGGACUGAAAAAUCGCUUGGGUCGUUCAAAAUCCACCGCUGGCGAGACAUGACACAAGGAUAUGACUCUGGCACGCAGGACCACAAACCCAAGCUCCCGAUUGACCAGAACAGUCAGAUGUUGACUUUAUGGCUUGAUCGUGAAGUUCGAUUCACGUUCCGGUCUUCUGGCACUGAGCCGAAAGUGAAGAUCUACAUCGAGAGCUCUGGCACUUCACGCGACGAGACCGUGAGAGCUGUCAGCGACACUUUCCUGGCUGUGCUGAAAGAAUGGGUCCAGCCCUUUGCCCCGUCGAUGACCUAUAGCAAAGAGCUACCUACGUCCUCUGGGCAUAUCUACAGGUUGGAGUAA